Mercenaria mercenaria is the source of this 1788-nucleotide messenger RNA. Its product is annotated as neuromedin-U receptor 2-like. The transcript has a single exon. Gene Ontology annotation, biological process: G protein-coupled receptor signaling pathway. Gene Ontology annotation, molecular function: G protein-coupled receptor activity. The coding region runs from base 53 to 1216 and encodes 387 amino acids. Lineage: Eukaryota; Metazoa; Mollusca; Bivalvia; Venerida; Veneridae. Gene Ontology annotation, cellular component: plasma membrane. The record is from RefSeq and is a predicted model, not a curated record.
CUAUAAUAUACACUGAAUUGCACUGCGUGUAACAAAUUUGUACUGAUCUGAUAUGGAUACCUUAAAUCAAUAUUCCGAAUACAGAAAUGCUUUAAGGAUAUGGAAAUCCGUACCGCCAAUGCUUCUUGUGCUUGGAACUCUGGGAAAUCUGUUGACCAUUGUUGUUUUAAUGAGGAGCAAAAGCCGGAUGUCGUCAACUGCGUUAUAUCUUUCCUCAUUAGCAGUGUCAGAUUUACUCGUGCUUUGGACAGGACUAUUAAGGCAGUGGAUCAACUAUAUGUUUGACGUUGAUGUACGCCAUUUCUCUGUGGCAGGCUGCAAGAUUCACGUAUUCCUUGUAUAUUUCGCCACACAGUGUUCAUCAUGGCUUCUCGUCGCUGUGACGUCAGAGAGAUUUAUUGGUGUGUUGCUACCACAUAAAGUAAAACAAGGCUGCACAACACGUAUUGCCAUAGUAACUAUUUCUAUCAUCGUUGGUAGUCUCAUGCUUUUAAAUGUACAUUGGUUUUAUGGAAUGGGAGCCAGCGUCACAGUUUAUAAUAAUAUUACGUAUCAGUUUAAAUGUAGUUCCAUAUACGAUCACUACUAUGAUUUUCUUGGGUUCGAAUGGCCGUGGAUUGACCUUUGCAUUUUCAGUUUGGGACCGUUUACAAUUUUAUUAAUAGGGAACAUCUCUAUAAUUGUUCGUGUGCUUGUGAGCAAACAUAAAACACGAACACGAAUUGCACCAUUAAAUGCAGGCUUGGGAGUAAAUAGGUCAGGCAAGACAUCUCAGCUUACAGUCAUGCUGGUGCUGUUAAAUGUGGUGUUCUUCACGUGUACUAUACCAAUAUCUAUAUAUCUGAUUGGAGAACAAGAAUGGCUAAGGACGCUUGAAACUUAUCAUGAAUUGGCUAUUCUGAGACUAAGAUGGGCCGUCGUAAAUUUAUUUAUGUAUUUGAACAAUGCUAUUAAUUUCAUACUAUACUUUCUGAGUGGAUCUCGAUUUAGACAAGAAGUUAAAUCACUGUUUUGCGGUGGUCGCUCCAAUGCAUUAUUUGGGACUGGUACAGCGGCACGAGUCUGGCCUGGAUCAGCAGCCAUGAGGUCAAGAAGCACGCUUAAAUCGGAACAAACUAACUGUGAGCCGUCCUCUAAUAUCUCUGUUUUGCAAAAUUUACAGUUGCCUGUAGCAGCUGAACGACGACGUCACAUAACGGAGGAAAGUAACGCUUAGACUUACUAAGGUCGCAUUUUGGUUACAUAUAAUUUCUACAUGGCGUAUGUAAGUGAAAAUUAACCAAAGGCAAUUUAUAUGGCAAUGUUUGUGUAUACAAAUUUUCGCCACAAAAAUCACUUUUUUGUUUUUCAUAAAUGAACUGUUUACAUUGAUGCCAAUAUGCCAUAUAUUUCAUAGACUGUCACAGGGAUUUUAGACAGCCUUUUGUUUGACCUUUUGAGAAAUCAAUGUUUACGAUUUUUCUCAAACGCAGAAUGCCAUUCAGUAUGAAAUUUCAAUAUAUAUAGGUAACAAGAUAUAUGUGCAAGAUAAUAUUUCUGUUAGAUUCUUUAAAUUAAAUAUCUUGAAUGGCAGAAUAUGUCAAUGAAAUGCAUGAGCUAUUAGUCCAGUCAGCUUUAUACGGAAACAGGUUGGUUAGAAAUGUAGAAAGUUUAGAAAAUGUUAACUUUGCAACUGUAGAAACAUUGAAGAUAAAAAUCAUUUUGUGUUAAUCUGUCCAGUCAAUUGUUUAUGCUUCAUCAUGAGCACAAUGUCAUAAAUUUCAGCUAUUACCAUAGACCCAUAGACAU